GACUGGGACCCCCUGGAGUCCUGAGACCCCCUGAAGACUGGGACCCCCUGGAGUCCUCGAGACCCCCUGAAGACUGGGACCCCCUGGAGUCCUGAGACCCCCUGGAGUCCUGAGACCCCCUGAAGACUGGGACCCCCUGGAGUCCUGAGACCCCCUGAAGACUGGGACCCCCUGGAGUCCUGAGACCCCCUGAAGACUGAGACCCCCUGAAGACUGGGACCCCCUGGAGUCCUGAGACCCCAUGGAGUCCUGAGACCCCCUGGAGUCCUGAGACCCCCUGAAGACUGGGACCCCCUGGAGUCCCGUAGACCCUGGGACCCCCUGGAGGUCCUGAGACCCCCUGGAGUCCUGAGACCCCCUGGAGUCCUGAGACCCCCUGAAGACUGAGACCCCCUGGAGUCCUGAGACCCCCUGGAGGCCCCGAGUCACUGAGGACUACCCCCAUGGACCCAAGCGCUCCCUGUGGGGGGGCGGGGCCUGACCCUCCUCAGACCGGCUCCCCACGGAGGCCUCCGAGCGGCUCUGGUCCUUGUGUGCGUGCGCUGCGGCCUGCAGGUCCAGGUCUGAGAGCGUGAUGCAGCACCAGGGCCCCAUCAGACCUCCAGCUCCAUCAGACCUCCAGCUCCAUCAGACCUCCAGCUCCAUCAGACCUCCAGCCCCCUCAGACCUCCAGCUCCAUCAGACCUCCAGCUCCAUCAGACCUCCAGCUCCAUCAGACCUCCAGCUCCAUCAGACCUCCAGCCCCCUCAGACCUCCAGCUCCAUCAGACCUCCAGCUCCAUCAGACCUCCAGCUCCAUCAGACCUCCAGCCCCCUCAGACCUCCAGCCCCCUCAGACCUCCAGCUCCAUCAGACCUCCAGCUCCAUCAGACCUCCAGCUCCAUCAGACCUCCAGCUCCAUCAGACCUCCAGCCCCCUCAGACCUCCAGCUCCAUCAGACCUCCAGCCCCCUCAGACCUCCAGCCCCCUCAGACCUCCAGCUCCAUCAGACCUCCAGCUCCAUCAGACCUCCAGCUCCAUCAGACCUCCAGCCCCCUCAGACCUCCAGCUCCAUCAGACCUCCAGCUCCAUCAGACCUCCAGCCCCCUCAGACCUCCAGCUCCAUCAGACCUCCAGCUCCAUCAGACCUCCAGCUCCAUCAGACCUCCAGCCCCCUCAGACCUCCAGCUCCAUCAGACCUCCAGCUCCAUCAGACCUCCAGCUCCCUCAGACCUCCAGCUCCGUCGGGACCGCCAACUUAUUGUUGUUCUGGUUUAUUCGUUGCUGCUGCUGACCAAUCGGAGAGCUUCGUUCUGCUCUCCCAAUAGUUCGGUCGAUCACGUGACCAGAGCGUCGCCACGGCAACGAACUCAAUAAAAUAAGUACAAGUAGAACACGUCGUCAGGAACAUUUAUACGGCUCAUCAGAGAGGUUGGAAUGUUGUGGUCCUCACAGCGCUGCAUCAACAAACACACACACACACAGGAAGGAGCAGCUCCUGAAAGACAGCAGAACUUAGACAUGCUCGAUGGACACAGAACUCGUGUUUUAAUACUUCACUCUACUGAGAGGAGUCUGACGCUGCAGUGGCGAGGAGUCCCCACCAGGGGGCAGUGGCACGCUGCGUACAGGUUGUCAUUCGGCUGCUGUGACUCACGCGCUGUGUGGCUGCUUCCACCAGGGGGCGCUAUCGAGCCACGGGGACAGAAGGACUGCUCUGGUGUUUUAAUAAAGACUCAACUCUCAAAAGUCCUCUGUGAUGCGUAGAAUAUCCUUUCAGCAUCAAAGGAAUGUCAUUAUUAUCUUCACACUUUAUUGGGUAGUUUAAACUAUAGGAUCAGAUGUAUUUUAUAUCUAUUUAAUAGUUCAACUCCUCGCAUCAGGAGACCGAUUGUUCUUUUACGCUUUAUAUUUUAUGUUAUGGAUCGUUAGAUUUUUAACUCUUAUUUCAAAUCAAUAAAAGAUCAACUUCUAAACUCAA
This is a messenger RNA of Pseudoliparis swirei, 1959 nucleotides long. Its product is annotated as splicing factor 3A subunit 2-like. The record is from RefSeq and is a predicted model, not a curated record. The transcript is spliced from 2 exons. The coding region runs from base 575 to 1306 and encodes 243 amino acids. Lineage: Eukaryota; Metazoa; Chordata; Actinopteri; Perciformes; Liparidae.